This is a messenger RNA of Centruroides sculpturatus (bark scorpion), 2258 nucleotides long. RefSeq lists its product as uncharacterized. NCBI's taxonomy places the organism in Eukaryota, Metazoa, Arthropoda, Arachnida, Scorpiones, Buthidae. The coding region runs from base 1239 to 2177 and encodes 312 amino acids. The transcript has 2 exons. The record is from RefSeq and is a predicted model, not a curated record.
CGUGUUUAUAAAGGUUGAGUUUGAUAUUUGGUUUUAAAAAUUUACCAUUUAAACCUUAAAUUAAGCUAACCAUUUUAAUUAAACAUCCUAUCAUACACAGAACGAAUAAAUAAUAUUAAAAACUAAAAGACUUGCACAAGAACAGUCCAUCUUCUAUUCAUGACGUCACGAGUCAGGCCUUGUUAUCUAGAUGGUGGUGACACGUGACGCCUACAGAACAGUAAAUAUGAAUUGCCAGUGUAAAGAACAAAACCAAAACAAAUUGUAAUUUAUAAACGAUUUAUAAAGUAAAUAUAUAUAGGCUAAAGCGUUCGCGGGCCAACCCUUCAUUCUUCAAUAUAUUUUCGCGAGGUUUUUUUUUGUCAACACUAAGUUUAGCCAGGUGGAACUUACUUCUUCUUACACAGACCAACCAAGAAUGAAGAAAACCCUCUCCCUUUUUACCACGUGAAUCCUACCCCCCUUCUAAUUGGUCUAUAGACCAUCCACACUCCCUAGUCUCGGGAUAAGGAACUCCUAAAUUGUGACAAUGGUCACUAGACCAGUUUAAUCCACUCGGCUACUGGUGGCACAAUGGGCUUUACGGAGAUGCUUUGCAUUAGUCACUCUGGUCCAUCUUAGAUAUAUGCAAAAUAAAGCAAAUUUUUCUUUUAUUUCACAAAUUCAAAGAAGAAAGAUUAACGAUACAACGGCAUCACUUAUUUUGCUUUAACUGUUUCCGACCUGUGGGGCACUAAGAGAGCAUUUUUAGCAAGCCGACUAUGGGUUCGGCCAUGCCCACAAUGACGCGGCUAGGAGGAACAGGGCCCGACAUAUCCGGCACAGACCACCACCGAAAAAUUGCUGGAGUUGCUGGCCUAGACACGAUCCCAGAUUCUCCAGAGCGGUAUGAUGACGCCUUAAUGGCUUCGGUAAUCUGGCCGUUGUAGAAACUCUCAUAACUUUCCAAUCGGCAUAAUGCUAUGAGGAAUCCGAAUUCGAAUUCCGAUCGGAUCCUCAGAAAUUUUCAAGAAGGCUUACAAUGGGGCUAAGUGGUCGCGCCUUACCACUUAGCCGUUCUGUUGUGAACGAAUGGUGAAAAUACAUCUUCAUUUCACAGAUAAUGGCUGUAAUUUAAAGUAAUUUUAACUGAUUUAAUUGCAUUGUUAACAGCAUCAACAAUCAAACUCAUAAUUGAAUUGUUCUCUUGUUAUAAAAUAUUAUCUCGGUGAACAAUAAGAAAAAACAAAUUUUAUAGCAUGUCAUCUUCAAAUCAAACAGAACAGAAUGAAGGGACCAAAGACGUACGUGUAAGCGACACUGAGAACAUAAUCCAAAAUGUUGUGGAACCGAAACAAAUCCUCCCAGAACAAUCACAAAGAGUGGUAGCAGAUGACACAGAUAAGAUGUGUACUGAUAGUGGUUUUCCCGAUGAGUCGGGAGAUUAUUCGACAAUCGAAAAUGAUCAUCUCACUGACGUAAACAUGGAAAGUUCUGCUACCGAAAUAAUUAACAAGGAAGAGGAGGCAAAAAGUUCUGCUACCGAAAUAAUUAGCCAGGAGGAGGAAAGUUCUACCAUCGAGAUAAUUAACCAGAAGGAAGAAAGUUAUGCAACUGAGAUAAUUAACCAGAAGGAAGAAAGUUAUGCAACUGAGAUAAUUAACCAAAAUGAAGAAAGUUAUGCAACUGAGAUAAUUAACCAGAAGGAAGAAAGUUAUGCAACUGAGAUAAUUAACCAAAAUGAAGAAAGUUAUGCAACUGAGAUAAUUAACCAGAAGGAAGAAAGUUAUGCAACUGAGAUAAUUAACCAAAAUGAAGAAAGUUAUGCAACUGAGAUAAUUAACCAGAAGGAAGAAAGUUAUGCAACUGAGAUAAUUAACCAAAAUGAAGAAAGUUAUGCAACUGAGAUAAUUAACCAGAAGGAAGAAAGUUAUGCAACUGAGAUAAUUAACCAAAAUGAAGAAAGUUAUGCCACCGAGAUAAUUAACCAGAAGGAAGAAAGUUAUGCCACUGAGAUAAUUCACAAUGAAAAUUCGUUAAUGCAGGUUUCGCAUAUAAGAAAGCCGAUCAUAGAUUGGUUCUUUCGCUUCUUUAAUCAAUUUUCCAUCCCUCAAAUGAUCACAUCACUGAUCAGGAAAAGAAAACGUGAUUUUGAUGAAGACGAAAAUGAAAACCCUCCAAAAAUUCCUAAAAUAUAAUUUAUAAAUUUUCCUGUCCGCUUAACGUUUGAAAUACAUUUUUACAAUUAUCAAAAUUAUUUGGUAAAUGAAUGUAAUAAA